Molecule: messenger RNA, 1245 nt
Organism: Zophobas morio
Lineage: Eukaryota; Metazoa; Arthropoda; Insecta; Coleoptera; Tenebrionidae
Product: GTPase Era, mitochondrial
Exons: 5
Coding region: 77-1105 (342 amino acids)
Biological process (GO): ribosomal small subunit assembly
Cellular component (GO): mitochondrial matrix
Molecular function (GO): rRNA binding; GTP binding; ribosomal small subunit binding
Source: RefSeq, a predicted model, not a curated record
AUUUAUUAAUAGGCAUAAACCCCACACGCAGCUGAUAUAACCUCAAUUUCUUUUCAUGUAGAGAAAACCAUAAAAAAUGAAAUUGUUGCGAAAUUUUGGGUUUAUUUUGCGUGGAUUUGAGGUAAAAUUUAGUACGAAUGCCCGUCGUGAGGUUUUACCAGAUGAAGAUGUAACCACCAGAUUGCUGAAAGUAGCAGUGAUUGGGGUCCCCAAUGUAGGCAAAAGUACAUUCAUUAAUAAUUUGAUGGAUAGAAAGGUUUGUCCCACAUCAUCCAAAGUUCACACCACAAGGGUUAAAUCACAGGCCAUUUUCACAGAAGGGGACUCCCAAAUUGUCUUUUUAGACACUCCAGGUCUCGUUAGUUUACAGGAAUUUAAAAAAUUUAACUUAGAAAAAAGUUUCAUGAAAGAUAGUAAAUCGAGUUUACAAGAAGCCGACAUUAUUGGAGUUAUACACGACGCCAGCAACGUGUGGACCAGACACAAAUUAGACCUUAAAGUUAUUAGAUUAUUAGAGGAUCACAAAAACAAAUCUAGUUUUUUAGUUUUUAACAAAGUUGAUAUAAUUCGGUCAAAACGUAAACUUCUGGAUUUGACUCGAAUAGUCACGGAGAACUGCAUAAACGGGAAGCCUAUACCUGGUACUAAACCCCUCAAAAAUAAAGAUACGAAAGGAUGGCCCCACUUCCAAGACAUAUUUAUGACUUCGGCGUUAACAGGCGACGGCUUAGCACAAGUUAAAACUUAUCUCAUUAAAAAUGCAAAGCCGGAUCAUUGGUUGUUCCCGGCAGAGAUUUGGUCAGAUCAGACGGCCGAAGAAAUUAUAACAAAAAGCGUGAAAGCGAAAUUACUGGAUUUUCUGCCCCAGGAAAUUCCAUAUACACUUAAACCCGAAUUAGAGUUCUUUAAUGUCAACGAGAAAGGUGUAACGACAGCGAUAAUCCUAGUCCACUGCCCCAGCCAACGCAUCUCCAAACUCGUAGCCGGCGAAAGCGACGGAAAACUGCGCCAGAUCACCGCAAGCCUCCAAAACGACCUCCAAGAAACCUUUCACAACUACGUCAGACUAAAAAUUGUUCUCCAGGCUCCACCAGACAAAAAGUAAACAAUUAAUAUCACAAUCUUUACUUAAAGAUACGCCCCCCAUCCUAUGUACAUUUGACACAAAUUGUCAAGACUUAUAGCUUCAUUGAUCAAACUGUUAGCUUGUCCUUCAAUCGACAACGGAAUAGACAAUGAGCGAUC